CCAACUGCUAUAAAGACCAAAACCCUAGUUCGGCAACUCUCUCUUCUUCAAUCUCCGCAAGCAACUCUGCCCUUUGAUCUGAUUCUUGAUCUCCGUCGAAGUAACCAUGGCGCCGAAAAAGGACAAGGCCCCGCCGCCGUCGUCGAAGCCGGCGAAAUCUGGAGGUGGCAAACAGAAGAAGAAGAAGUGGAGCAAGGGAAAGCAAAAGGAGAAGGUGAACAACAUGGUGUUGUUUGAUCAGGCCACUUAUGACAAGCUUCUCUCCGAGGCACCUAAGUUCAAGCUCAUCACCCCAUCAAUUCUGUCCGACCGUAUGAGGAUUAGUGGGUCACUUGCAAGGAAAGCGAUUCGUGAGCUCAUGGCGAGAGGGUCGAUCAGGAUGGUCUCUGUGCACUCCAGCCAGCAGAUCUACACCCGUGCCACCAACACCUAAGUUCUAGCUUUUCACUGGGUGUUGGUGUUUAUACCUCUUUUGCAAUAUACAAGUAUCAGAGCCUUAUUUUUGUUGCCGUAACGAUUCAUAGACUCGUUCGGAUGUCCUUUUUCAGAUUAACUGAUUAAACUCGUUAAGGGUUUUUGGAAUGAGAUUUUUUACAUCCUUUCAUUCUUUUCAUUUUCAUGAUGAUCUGGUACCAUUUGUAGAAACUUUGCAUGUUGAAUCUUUGGUCCUCGGACCUCUGUCA
Tarenaya hassleriana is the source of this 683-nucleotide messenger RNA. RefSeq names its product 40S ribosomal protein S25-4-like. Gene Ontology annotation, molecular function: structural constituent of ribosome. Gene Ontology annotation, cellular component: cytosolic small ribosomal subunit. The coding region runs from base 107 to 433 and encodes 108 amino acids. Lineage: Eukaryota; Viridiplantae; Streptophyta; Magnoliopsida; Brassicales; Cleomaceae. The record is from RefSeq and is a predicted model, not a curated record. The transcript has 4 exons.